ACUCGGGGCUCACGUUACGUCGGCAGUCAAAUAUUACAUCAGUAAGACAGUAAGGCCACUGAAGGCGUUUACUUAGCAAUACAUGCACUUCCUCACUACACCACAGAACCCGUAUAGCUGUGUGAUAUUUAUUAUUUACAUGAUUAGUCAGUAAAAGAAAAAAAACGUUUCGUAUUAAUGGAUUUCAAACAUCUUCGAUUAAAAGUACAAUCGGAGAGACCAAAGCACUGAGUUUCAGGAAGCGAACUGUCAAACAGCACUAAUGCGCAAGAAUGGAAACGUUAAGUUCUUCAACAUUUCUCUUUGAAAUCUCCCCGCUGUUAAUAGAGAAAUUCUGUAAUAUCAUUGACAGUGGCGACGGGAAUCUUGGAUGGAGGGGAUUUGCAUCGCGUAUCUUGCCGAAUUGGUUGGAGAUGCGUCUCGCGGAAAGGCUCGCGGCCGCUGGAAAAAGUCCGACGCGCGAGGUGCUCUGGAGGUGGGGUCUGCAGAACAAGACGCUGGGCGACCUGCUCGGCGUGCUGGAGGAAAUGGGCCACCGCAAAGCAGCGGAGCUCUUUGCAACCGCACCAUCAAGAACAAAUUUGGAUCAUCGGCAGUACAGCUUAUCAGAGCGAAAAGGAAAUGGCAUUUGUCUCCAGGCACUGUGCGAGGCAGAACAUAAAGAAUCCUUACCUAAUCAAGAGACUGCCGGCUUCUCCCCCAGAGAGCACCGCGCAUUCAUUCUCGAUUGCGAGCAAGACUCCCUGAUAACUUACUCUGACGUCUUAGUGGGAACGCUGCAUUUUCACCCCAGCUGUAAGAUUGCUGAAGGCCCUCUGUCUGAACUGUACAGAGGAACUAAAGGAGGAGUAGUCUUUGCUGCCAAAAUGUUCAAGCAGCAGAAAAACAGGGAUUUGUGGAGCCCGCAGUGGAAGCUGUUUCAAAGGGAGGUCCAGAUUCUUCAAAGUUACCGGCACCCCAACAUCCUGGAGCUCUGGGGCUAUUUUUGGGAAGGAGACACCUACUGCCUGGUUCGCCCCUACCUGGCCAAUGGGUCCCUGUUCGACAGACUGCACUCGCGGGGUGUAGGUGAGCCACUAUCCUGCCAGACGCGCCUGGACAUCAUCGACGGGACAUCGAAGGCCGUCCACUACCUGCAUACUGCACGGCCCACUGUUGUUGUCUGUGGAAACAUCACCAGUGCAAACAUACUGCUAGAUGAUGGCCUGAAGCCCAAGCUGUGUGAUUUUGGGACAGCACACUUGAGACCACACUCUGUAACUCAAAGCGGCAUUGUUACCAUGGUAACCGCCUCGCACGGCACCCUGGGAUACCUGCCCGAGGAGUACAUCCGCAACGGGAAGCUGUCCGUCGGGGUGGAUGUGUACAGCCUAGGGGUGAUUAUCCUGGAGACCCUGACAGGACAGGUCGUGCAGGAGGCCCGGACGCGUACUCAUCUGGCAGACCGGCUGCGCGAGGCCCUCGAGGGCACAAGCAGCCUGGACACGUGCCUGCAAUGGCUGGACCCCACCGCCGGCUCCUGGAUUCCCCAAACGGCACAGACACUGCUUGGCCUGGCACUGGAGUGCACCGCUGUGCGGGCUAGGAGCAGGCCUGGCACGGAGACGGUGCUAAAAGUGCUGUGCGAGCUUCAGGACAGGCCCCGCCCCCUGGAAAACCCCACCCCAAGUCUGCCUGUGGAGGACGAUGAGACGCAGCCCCUACGCCUGGCCAGCCCUCAGCCACGCCCCUGCGAGUGCAGCCAAUCAGAGGUCACCUACCUGAGCAGUGCACCGGCCCAGGAGGCUGACGAUAUGACAGCGACACGUGGCAGCCCCUGGAGUUGGGAGGGGCUGGAUCUCUGCAGUUGCCAGCCAGUGCACUCCAACUGCGCAGCGGAGGCAGACAGUCUGCGAAGUUACAACUGCAAAGCCAGUGGAUUCGUUCCUGCACAGCUCCAUAUACAUGAAGCUACUCAGCAUGGUGCUUAUGGCAUCACCGAGGACAUUGUGGAGAGCCCCGCCAAGGCCCGACUCAGGGAGAAGAUCCAGCAGUACAACCAGGGCCAGAUUAACACUCAGGAGCUGCUCUCCAUGGAGCUGGGCUGUGACAGGAGUGCGGGCGGACAGCACAUGUAGCCCAGGUCUCUCUCUACAGAUCCUCAAAGUUCAUUCCGCAAGCACCACAAAGUGGAGAAAAUCGAUAUGAAAAUCGCAAUGAGCUUGUUUAUCACUGAACAGAAAUGCUUAAACACUGUACCAGUAAUUAAUUAGCAUUCAUUUCUGGACUUUGUAGUAGUAAUUUUGAAUUUAACUAUUUUUGUGUUAUUACAUUGAUUUAAACAAAAAAAAAAAAAUAUA
Brienomyrus brachyistius is the source of this 2339-nucleotide messenger RNA. RefSeq names its product interleukin-1 receptor-associated kinase 3 (gene irak3). Gene Ontology annotation, biological process: protein phosphorylation; signal transduction. The transcript has 13 exons. The record is from RefSeq and is a predicted model, not a curated record. Lineage: Eukaryota; Metazoa; Chordata; Actinopteri; Osteoglossiformes; Mormyridae. Gene Ontology annotation, molecular function: ATP binding; protein binding; protein kinase activity. Gene Ontology annotation, cellular component: plasma membrane. Bases 273 to 2117 code for a protein of 614 amino acids.